UAAGUGCAUUGUAAGUCACUUUGGAGAAAAGUGUCUGCCAAAUGCAUAAAGGUACAUAAAUGAAAGACCAUCAAUCGUCUUAUUAUGUGGCUUGUUGAGCACGUUGUAGAGACCUAACGCGUGUGGAGGCUCACGCUAUUCUCCGUGGCAUCCAUGCACAACUCACCAUGUGCCCAACCAAGAGCGAGAACCAGACAUUAUAGCGACCACGAGGAGGUUAACCCAAGGUGACUCUACCCACCCUAGCAACCAGGCCAAUUGGUUGCUUAGGAAGCCUGACUGGAUUCACUCAGCACAUCCUGGAUUCGAACUUGCAAUUCCAGGUGUGGUAGUCAGUGUCUUUACUUGCUGAGCUACCCAGGCCCUCUAAAUAACUUGUAUUUGAUCAAAAUUCCAUUAUCGUCACCAAGCGAACUGAGUGAAAUGUAUUAUGGUGUCAAAAUAAAAGUUCCUCAAGAAAUAUGUAUGAAUGAACCAGGCUUCGUCCAUGUUUCCCAUUUCUUUCCGACAACAAAGCACGUGAACACGACAUACUCAUAAUUAACACUUCAGAAGUGGGAAGUAGGAUAAUUCUGAUAGCACAUGAAGGCAGCAUAAGGUUUAUAGAGCUGUUCAGCCGUGACAUCAAUUUGUAGGCGAACCCGUAAGUCUAAUUCGCCAUGGGUUCCCUCUGGAUUUUCCUAAGGGUUUUUGAACUUAUGUGUAAAAUAAGGUCUGUGGUAAAUAUUACUUGGUGAUACGUGGACGUUUUGUACUACAACAUAAAUUACACAGUCAUACCUCAAACAUGAAUUCUGAAGCCAUAUUGAAUUACAUUCUUUUCUUUUUUUAAACGCAAGGCGGCUUCAAAAUUCACAUUUGAGGUAUGUAAUUUAUAUUACCUGUGUAAUUUAUUUUGUAGAACAAAACGUCCACGUAUCAAGUAAUGUUUACCGCAGGACUUAUUUUACGCAUAAGUUUAAAAAACCCAUUAUAAAAACCCAUAGGAAAAUCCCAAGGGAACCCAUGGCGAAUUCUCUUCUGGGUUUAAGGACUACAAGCUAUUGCAUUCUGUUAGAGAACAAAAUGUAUAAUCAUUUUCAUAAAACCAGCCAACCAACUUAAGAUGUUCCCAGCAAACACAGAAUGUUCCUCUAACGUUAGCGUAUGGUUCCCUUUUGGUAAUUUUUUGGGGACCAUACGCUAACGUUCUAAAAACAUUCCCCUUAGGUUCUUUAUUUUAUAACCAUAAACUAACAUUCUCAGAAUGUCGCAGGGUGGUUUUUGUGGGAUAACCUAAAAAUAACUUAUACAGAAUGUUCUCUAUUGGUUAUUUUUAGGUUUUAGUUGUAAAAUAUUUUCAUGUUUUUUGUAUUAAAUGAUCAUUAAAUGUUUUGAAUUAAACAAUGGAUCAAUUGGGCUGAUUAUGUAUACAGACUGAAUGUUUUAUUUAUGAUUAAUGAUGUAUGAAUGUAUGGAUAUGUAAAUAUAAAUAUGAUUUGAAAAUGGAGGUGAGGGGAUCAUUAACAAAACGUUAGCAAAAGGUUUGGAAAACGUUAGGGGAACGUUCUAUUUCCGUAAAAAUACUUUCUUAGCUAACCAACAGGGAAGGUUGGGAUGUCCGUUCUGGGAGCCAAAAAUCGUUAGCUGGGUUUUGGGCUGUUUUUCUUUUUUAGAUUAAAGAAUGGGGUAAUUUCAAAAUGCUUAGCGAGACAUAACGAAAGCUAUUUCACACUGAGACACUAAAAUGACAGCUGCUGCCUCUCUGCAUAUGGCCACUUUGUUUUGACGACUUUUCCUGCAGACUGCGAGUAAACCCGCGCCUGCGCAUUAACCGGGUCCGAGUGCCCGAUACAAGAUGGCGGAGUCGGUGGGGAGGGAGAGGCGGAGGCGGGUCCGGACUGAAUAGCGCAAAGCCUAUUGAGGACUCCAACAAACCUCUCCAAGACAGGACAAAUGAGGAGCUAUGAUGAGUGAAAACCACGGAACAGUAAAGGCAGACUCGGCAUUGGUCAUGUCGCCCACCGGGUCCACUUCACAGUCUGCUCCCUUGUCACCCUCUACCAGCAAACCCAUCCAAGAGCUGCCAGAUGAGUUGAUUCAAGCUGGAUGGUCAAAAUGUUGGAGUAAGAGGGAGAAUCGGCCAUAUUACUUUAACCGUUUCACCAACCAAUCACUGUGGGAGAUGCCUGUCCUGGGGCAACAUGAUGUCAUUUCGGAUCCUCUGGGGUUGAACGCAGCUCCAGCCUCUGGUGAGGCAAUUGUGGAAGCAGGACUGGGGAACGGCCAGCGUAAGAGACACCCAUCAGAGGAUGCUUCUCAAAGGGGGCCGAACAGUUUCAAGAGGCCAAAGGUUGAGAUUCCAGUCACUCCGACGACUCCUACAGUCCCUAUUUCUCCCAGCACACAAGGACUCAAACCCUGGACCUCCACCACAGAUGAUAAACAAGCCCAGCCCAGCGUACCUGCACCGGCUCCAUACCGGCCCUCUGUAGUGUACUGGGAUCUGGACAUUCAGACCAACGCUGUGAUCCGAGAGCGAGCCCCAGCAGACCAUCUCCCACCCCAUCCUGAGAUUGAACUGCAGAGAGCUCAACUAACCACCAAACUACGGCAGCACUACCAUGAGCUGUGCUCUCAGCGGGAGGGUAUAGAGCCGCCGCGAGAAUCCUUCAACCGCUGGCUUUUGGAGAGGAAGGUGGUGGAUAAAGGGUGUGAUCCGCUCUUGCCCAGUGAAUGCGACCCGGUCAUCUCCCCAUCCAUGUUCCGAGAGAUCAUGAACGACAUCCCAAUCAGGCUGUCUCGCAUCAAGUAUAAGGAAGAGGCCAGAAAACUCUUGUUCAGAUAUGCAGAGGCGGCAAAGAAAAUGAUAGACUCCAGAAACGCAACUCCUGAUUGUCGAAAGGUGGUCAAAUGGAACGUUGAGGACACCAUGAACUGGCUGAGACGAGACCACUCUGCCAGCAAAGAGGACUACAUGGAUCGACUCGAGCACUUGCGGAAGCAGUGUGGCCCUCACGUCACAAGUGUGGCGAAGGAUUCCGUUGAAGGCAUCUGUUCAAAGAUCUAUCACAUCUCUGCAGAAUAUGUGCGCAGAAUCCGCCAAAUUCACCUCACUCUUCUUAAAGACUGCAACAUCUCUGUGGACGGCACAGAGGCGAAAGACGUUCAGGACCGGUUGGUGUAUUGUUAUCCCGUCAGACUGUCCGUGCCGUCCCCUCCUCAACCCCGCGUGGAGCUGCACUUCGAGAACGACAUCGCCUGCCUGCGAUAUAAAGGAGAAAUGGUGAAGGUCAACCGCGCUCAUUUCAACAAACUGGAGCUUCUAUAUCGAUAUAGCUGUAUUGAUGACCUAAGGUUCGAAAAGUUUCUGUCUCGUGUGUGGUGCCUUGUCAAAAGAUACCAGGUGAUGUUUGGUUCUGGUGUGAAUGAGGGGUCUGGUCUACAAGGGGCGCUGCCCGUUCCGGUUUUCGAGGCUCUUAAUAAACAGUUUGGAGUGACGUUUGAGUGCUUCGCCUCUCCUCUCAACUGCUAUUUCAAGCAGUUUUGCUCCGCUUUUGCAGAUACUGAUGGCUUCUUUGGAUCUCGAGGGCCAUUUCUCAGCUUCUCUCCAGCCAGUGGCUCAUUUGAGGCAAACCCUCCAUUCUGUGAGGAGUUCAUGGAUGCCAUGGUGACACACUUUGAGGAACUCCUGGAACACUCCAGUGAGCCUCUGUCCUUCAUCAUCUUCGUGCCAGAGUGGCGUGACCCCCCAACUCCAGCUCUGACGCGGAUGGAGGCCAGUCGCUUCCGCAGGCACCAGAUGAACGUGCCGGCAUUUGAGCAUGAGUACCGCAGCGGCUCGCAGCACAUCUGCAAAAGAGAAGAAAUGUACUACAAGGCUAUCCAUGGAACGGCAGUCAUUUUCCUGCAAAAUAAUGCUGGCUUUGCCAAAUGGGAGCCCACCACAGAGAGAAUCCAAGAGUUCCUGGCGGCUUAUAAGGUCUCCGGGCGUUCUUUACCUUCACCCGGACCCUCUUCCACCAGUACCGGAGACAAAGACUCCAAACCGGGCCAGGAACGCUCCACUAGGAGUCAAGACAACAGCAGUCCUGUUGACAAGACUGCACCGGACACAACAAACAUUUAGACCGCGGCGCUGGGCGUGUGGCGAUGUGUAUGUAUGUUCAAGGGAAAGAGUCUAUGAUUGUAUGAGAGGUAUAAUAUUGCGCUGUUGGCUUUCGAUUGGCACUGGGCAAAUAAAUAUUUCUGUGAGGAGAAGAAAUAUCCAUAUAUGUUUGCUUUCUUCCACAUCUAUUAUUUAAUGUGUUAGGUUCUUAUGUUAUCAAAAUUGUUGGGUUUUAUAUCAAUGUAUUGAAAAUUUGUUCACUCUUUUGUUGUUGUCUUUUUAAGAGCUGGUAAAUGUAGCUAUACAAUUAUACAUUUCUUAUUGUUGUUUUGGCCUUUUUAGGGUGAAUCUCAUGAAAACAUCAUAUAGAACUUGUAUACAAAAAACUUGCAGAAAAUGAAUUUUAGGGCCUUUAAGAUUUUUGUAUUUUUUUUUUAGACAAUUAGGAACAUUUCCGCACAACAUUUCCUAUGUACCGAAAUCCGUCUGGGAAUGUUUUGCGAGACGACACAUUAACAAUUUAAAAGAAAAAAAGCUUCACUUUUAGUUUACUCAUAAUUCCCAUUAUUUUCAAUGCUGAUUUUUAUUAGAUUCUUUUUUACUCUGUUACAGUAAAGUCAGCACACAUUAAUGCAUAAAGGCAGUAUAAAAAUACUAUCAUGAUGUGUAUUUUUUAUUAAUACCAUUUCUUUUUUUCAUUACAGUAGUGACAAUAAGUUGUCAAAAAUAACUUAUAUUUACAUAAAACAUAUUUAUUGCUUAAACAAAAUUAAUUAUUAGGACCUUUAAGAUUUUUUACAUUGUGGCAUUUUUUGUGUGACAAUUAAGCACAUAUAAAUGUUAUAUUUUCUCAUUCAAUUCUUAUUACCGCAUUCUGUCUGAACAUGUUUUGCAAGAUGUUUGACCAUUAACACGUUUGUUUUUAAAAAAAUUAUAUAUAUAUAUAUAUAUAUGUGUGUGUGUGUUACACUUUGAGUUUAUUUGUAAUUCCCAUUAUUUUUAAUUGUGAUUUUCAUUAGAUAAUUGUUUACUGUAUUACAGUAAAGUCAGCAUACAUUAAUGCAUAAUUUAAAGGUGCACUCAGUAAUUCGAAUCCAAUACACUUUUUGUCAAAUUCUGCAAAUAUCUCCUCUCAGUCUGCUAGCUGUCUGUUCUGUGGGUGGGCUGAAAAAAAUCUAGUAUUUGUACACAGCCCUGGCUCUGUAAAUGGGACAAAAACAAAGUGGAUCGGACGAUCCACACAACACUACUCCAGCCAAUCAGCAACGGGGGGUGUUUCUUACGCGUGCACAGGAUGGGAGGUGGGGGCAGAACGAGGGGGGAAAUUCAUUAGAAGAGUGACAGCUGAUGCAAACUCCAAGGAGGACAAAUGGCUGAGAAACAGACCAAGAGAAAAAGGUCAGAUGAAUAUAAACCAAAAAAGAAGGAUUAUGAUAAGUCAAGGGCGGAGCUUCCAAUGGAGCACUGAAGGGAGGAGUGUGUUUGUUUUGGGAGUUGUGUUCGAAUAUCAACAGUGUUUCUCAGAAAUGGCCGAGUGCACCUUUUAAAGGCAGUAUAACAAAUACUAUAAUGUUGUGUAUUUUUUAUUAAUACCAUUUAUUUUUUCAUUUAAUUUUUUUGUAUGUGUGUGUGUGUGUGUGUGUGUGUGUGUGUGUGUGUGUGUAUAUAUAUAUAUAUAUAUAUAUAUAUAUAUAUUUACAGUAGUGACAAUGUUAUUAAAAAUAACUAGUAUACAUAAAACUUAUUUAUUGCUUAAAAUGAAUUUUUAGGACCUUUAAGAUUUUUGACAUUGGCGUUAUUGUUUUAUUUUUUGACAACUAAGCAUAUAGAAAUUUAAUAUUUUCCCAUGAAAUUCUUAUUACUGUAAUGUGUCUGGACACUUUUGACACUCAUGUUUAUAUAAAAAAAAAAAAAAAAAUUAAUUCAAUGUUUUUGGAGGAAUGUGCUUGUCAUGAAAAUAAUGAGAAAAAAAAAUUCUUGAAAUUUUGCUUCAUUUUCUUUAAGCUAAUUUAUUAUAAUUUUUUUUUCUUUAAAUUCUUUAUUUUGUGAAACAUGACCCGGACAUCUUUUCAACAGGUUUCGUGAGAUUCACCCUGUAACGCUGUGCUUUUGUCACUGGCAGGAUUAUGAUGCUGUUAAAGAGUUGACGCACAAAUGUCGAGGGUCAGCGACUUGCAUAUUGUUUUUUUUUUUUUUAGAUGAUUCGGUGUGAGGAGACGAUCAGUGAUCAGGCAGCUAUGUGUAAAAGCCUUUAUUAUGACAUACAUUAGUAGUUAGGGCUUCUUGAAGCAUUAGUUGUUUCCUGUUUUACCUAUUCGUUUUAGAGAACGGCCAUCAUGGGGUUCAUCAACUUGAGAGUUCAUGUUAAGUCGUUUUUUUUUUGUUUUCUUUUAAUGAUGAAAAAUAGAUGAAAUAAUAAAAAGGAAAGUAACAAAAUCGGAAAAUAUUUAUAAUCUAGUUUCAACCUACCUGCGUAGUCAUAGAGUAAAAGGAGGUCAUUUUUACUUUUCUUUUUUUUUAUAUUAUACAAAAUUCAAUAGCAAAUUUAAAAUGGUUGAUCUGUAGGGAUUUUAUACCUUUAUUGCAUUCUUUUCUCUACAUUACAUGCCUGUGUAAACCUUUAAGUCAUACUGUGGCAUUUUGGGUCACAUUAAUUGUAGCAUUUAGGUCUAGCAAGAGGAAAACGAAAAGUCUCACUUAGUAAACUGAACUGAGAUGUGUUUAGCUCAGUUAAAAUUUAUGGUUAUAAAAACAUUCUUUCAUCAUUGAUGUUUUAUCGAACAAAUUGGCUCCUAAAAAUGGCAUACGCCCCUCAUUUUUUCUCCCGCUUGUCUACUUCUCGUUUCAGGUGUUUUACAAGUUGAGAGCGAAGACCAUUUUUAAAAUUGGUUGUUAUUGCCUUGAUUUCACGGUUUCAUAUAUGUGAAAAGUGCUUUCAAAGUUGAGUUUUGGUGUUGUAUUCUAAUCAUACAAAUUUGUUAACAUUUCGAGUGAGAUUAAAUUGUAUCACUGGGCAGCAUUUUGAAUGUACAUUUUAAAAAAGGAAAAAAGAAAAGCAGGUGUCAAACUAUUUCUGCUAAUCUUCUAGAAUUAUUAAUUUUUUUAAUUUUUCACUACAAUUGGGCUUUAAAUGUUGCAAUUAGUUCCAGUACAAUGGUGGAUUUUUUGCCAUGCUUAUACGCAUGUAGAAAUUCGUAAUGUAUACUAUCUCUAUAUUAAACCCUGUCACUUCUGUCUGUAUAUAAAUAUAGAUUUUUUUUUUUUUUUUUUUUUUUCCCCUUUGAGCAAAGACUAGGAAAUGGCUUUGAUAUUAAGUUUAAAACCAGUGGUUUGACUCACUCGGCAUGCCAUUUUAAAAAUCACACAUUGCUAUUAGUUUGAGCAUCAGGCACUUGGAUUUCUUAAUCCUAUAGAGUGUUUUCUGUCACCAGCAAAACUGUAGAUGUUGUACAAAACGUGGGUAUGAUGUUUGUUGUUUUUCUACACGGCUAUUGAGUUUAUUUGAAAAGAAGUCUUUUUCUCCAUGCUUUUUUAUUUGUUUUAAUUUAACCUUUUGGUUCUGAAUAACUGCUUAUGAAUUACAGAAUUUAUGAAAUAGAAGUUGUUUUAAACUAAACCAAAGUGUUAUGAAAAGAGGAGGAAUAUAUCUUGUAUCUUAAAAUAGAAUUGUGUACGAUUGCAUCGGUAAUGCAUAAGGUGUAACCAGCAAAAACAUCCAUUUGUCCAUAAGUUUAUUUUUAUAAUUAUUUUUUUCUUUGUUUUCUUACAAAAAUAUAUCUGGAUUUUUUUAUUUUGCAUGACCUGAUAUUUUUAGUACAAAAAAAAAGAUAAAUUGUACAGGUCUGUAAUUGUUAAAUUAGUUGUAAGCUUUGCCAUAUUAGGCUUUUACCCGAUUUGCAUUUAUCAGUCAUGUUGAUUGAUUUAUAUUUGGUCGCCAUUGCGUUUGUUUAUUCUUAUGUCCUCUAAAAUGCCAUGAAUGUCUCCCCUGUUAUCUUAUUCUGAUAAAGACAAAGAUUCAGUGAAUGUAAAUAUGUAUGUGCUUAUAUCAUUUGUUUCCUCUACCUGUAUAUUAUCAGUGUUGUGGCAUUUCUCAUCACCUGAAGUGGUAUAAAGAUUUUCCUCAAUAAGAAAAGCUCUCAGUAAAAUAUUGAAACC
Molecule: messenger RNA, 8242 nt
Organism: Myxocyprinus asiaticus (Chinese sucker)
Lineage: Eukaryota; Metazoa; Chordata; Actinopteri; Cypriniformes; Catostomidae
Product: mRNA (2'-O-methyladenosine-N(6)-)-methyltransferase
Exons: 16
Coding region: 1946-4108 (720 amino acids)
Cellular component (GO): nucleus
Molecular function (GO): mRNA (2'-O-methyladenosine-N6-)-methyltransferase activity; RNA polymerase II C-terminal domain binding
Source: RefSeq, a predicted model, not a curated record